CUCUGCUGGUUUGUUUUAGCUAUGUCUGGACGUGGCAAGCAGGGAGGCAAGGCUCGCGCCAAAGCGAAAACUCGGUCUUCACGGGCUGGACUACAGUUUCCUGUUGGUCGGGUACAUCGCUUGCUCCGCAAAGGUAACUACGCCGAGCGGGUUGGUGCUGGUGCUCCGGUCUACCUCGCAGCUGUGCUGGAGUACCUCACUGCUGAGAUCCUGGAGCUGGCAGGGAACGCUGCCCGGGACAACAAGAAAACUCGCAUCAUUCCUCGACAUUUGCAGUUGGCUAUCCGCAACGAUGAGGAACUCAACAAACUCCUUGGGAAAGUGACCAUCGCCCAGGGUGGUGUCCUGCCUAACAUUCAGGCCGUGCUGUUGCCCAAGAAGACUGAGAGUCACCACAAGGCUAAGGGCAAGUAAUAGUCCUGUAACUGCCUCCAUCAGACCCAAAGGCUCUUUUCAGAGCCACCCACAACUUCAUAUGAGAGCUUGUAACAAUCAAUUAGAAGUAAUGUUUCAUAAAUCGCCUCUUCCCAUUCUGUGGUUGCAAGUAGGUGAG
Messenger RNA from Perognathus longimembris pacificus (Pacific pocket mouse), 553 nucleotides. Its product is annotated as histone H2A type 1. The record is from RefSeq and is a predicted model, not a curated record. Lineage: Eukaryota; Metazoa; Chordata; Mammalia; Rodentia; Heteromyidae. Gene Ontology annotation, molecular function: protein heterodimerization activity; structural constituent of chromatin; DNA binding. The transcript has a single exon. Bases 22 to 414 code for a protein of 130 amino acids. Gene Ontology annotation, cellular component: nucleosome.